Messenger RNA from Ailuropoda melanoleuca (giant panda), 1291 nucleotides. RefSeq lists its product as uncharacterized. The transcript is spliced from 3 exons. The record is from RefSeq and is a predicted model, not a curated record. The coding region runs from base 1 to 867 and encodes 288 amino acids. NCBI's taxonomy places the organism in Eukaryota, Metazoa, Chordata, Mammalia, Carnivora, Ursidae.
AUGGUCUUCAAAGAACUCACAACCUACAGCCCAGUCUGUGGCCUGCUUUUGUAUCGCCCUCAAGCUCGCAGGCCGCGCGUCACCCCAGGCGGCCCGCCCUCCCAUCCGGUCCCUGGGGCCCUCCUCUCACGCCCGCAUCAGCCGCCAGCGACCAGCUCUGGCUGCUCCUGCGGAUCUCCUCCACCGACCAGGGUCGCUCCCACACGGGCUCGGACGCUGGCGCCCGCUCCUGGUCGGGGGUCGUCCGGUUCAUCUGCAGCGGGAAGGACGAGAAGAGGGGCUGAGCUUUGGGGAGGUGGCGGCCCCGGCCCAGCCCCGGCCGGCUCCGGCCCGCCCCUGCCCGCCGCCCUCACCAUCCCGGCAGUGCAGUUCGGCGGGCCUGGGGGCAGCCACGACCGCACCCGCCGAGGACUGAAGCCAAGCCCGGAACCCCGAGCUCUGCGGCCCCGGCACGUGACCGCCUAUCACGUGACCCGGCUCGCACGUGACCGGAUGUGCGGAGACACCGGAAAAAAGCCCCGAUCGCGGACUAGGGAGCUGAGUCUGAAAGCCUGCAGCUGGCGUAAGGUGGAAGCUGGGAGGAAGAGAGGAUGCCGACGCCAGAGGGCGCUGAUGGCCGGGUUGCCCUGGAGCCGGAGGGCGCAGGCGGUGGCUGCGGAGCGCACUGCCACCCCGGCGCGUCUCAAGAGGGUACCCCCGGAAGGAACCUGUGGAACCCGCUUAGUGGCUUCGGCCGUCGGGCGACGUGGGCGGAGGGAAAGCUUUCCCGGCUGCGUCUCUUCCUGUUGCAUCUCCACUGCCCUUCGCUGCUGGGUCCGCGCACUGGCGCUCAAAGCCUCUCCAGUGGGCAAGCCAUGGUUCUUCUAAGAGUCAUCUGAAGUGCCUGAGAGAUUUUCUCCAAGAGCGGGCAGUUCAGAGGCUCCACAUGAGGGAGUCAGAAAUGCUUCGCAGUCAGAAAACCCAACACCAGGCACCCCACAGUAAAUACAACAUGCUCCUCUAAGGGAUCUUUGCUCUCUGACCUGGGCAGAAAAACUGAUCCACAUGCACAGUGACAGAGGCUGAUGAGUUGUGGGAAUCAAGCAGCUUUGCUUGCUGAUGCUAAACUCUGACUUUAUAUUGUCAACAAGCAGCACUUUCUGAACCAUCAGGAAUGUAUUUGUACCACAGCCUCUCUCCCUGCCUCUGUUAAUCAUUGAGCUCUUUUUUUCUGAAUAUGAGAGUGAGUCAAGGCUUUAACUCUAGGGCGGCCUGAUAAAGGUUCAAGAGUUGGAAUUUUAGGGGCGCCUGG